AAGAACGCAUCUUCCGUGCCUCUUGACGAGUUGCAAUUUCUUUCAUUACAUUUUCUUACUUGAUGAUCAACAAAAUCGCUUCUGUGGAGUUUUCAGGCUGCCAAGUAAAACCUUGAGUCUCACUGUGACGAUCGGCAAAUAUAAUCUCCCAUUCUCCCAACAAGAGCAGAUGCUUCGCAUUCAAGAUGCUAGACGGCGACCUGCUGUGCUAGAGGAGAAUGGGGAGAAAGAAGCUUGGUGAUUGCAGUUCACAUGCACGUCGAGGAGCAAAGGAAUCAAGGAAAGAUCCCAACAAGUUGAUCGGGACAAGCUUCUUUAUGUUUCUGGCGGCAGAGCUACGUAGUACCAACUUAUUGGAUCGUGAACCAAUAAAAGAGGCAGCAUAUCUACGAAAAAGAGCAUGUCCGACAUAGCGCCGUCGCCGAGCUCGUCACCGUCGAGCGGAGGAAAUGGAGGUGGCAACAAUUCCACGGCGCCUGCACCCCGCGGUUCAUCAAGCUCAAGCUCACCCCCUAAACCGAGGAAUGGCUGGCCUAGUAGCAGCCCACCUCCAACUCCAAGCUCAGACUCAGAGGGCUCAAGAUCAACGCCACCAUCAGAUUGGCAAGAUCCGUCGUCCUCCUCCUCUAGCCCUCCGCCAUCACGAUCGUCACCUCCACCGCCGUCCUCGCAGCCGCCACCAAGCCCACCACCUUCGCCAUCUUCUUGGAGCGGUGGCGGCAACUCGACGUCCUCGUCACCGCCAACUCCACCUUCUCAACCCUCACCACCACCCUCGGGCAGAUCGUCGUCGCCUCCGCAACGGUCGUCAGAAGGCUCCUCACCUUCGCCUCAGUCUUCGUCCUCUAACCAGGCCCCUCCCGCACCGUCAGGCUGGUCGCCUUCGCCGUCGAGAGAAUCUCCUCCUCAGUCGUCAUCUCAAUCUCCGCCACCUCAGAGCGAUGUUGACCAGCCAAACUCCCAGCCUUCGAAUACUCCACAAAGUCCACCACCACCACCAUCUCCUCCGUCGUCGUCGCCGCCCGCGCCGCCGACGAACCAAUCGGUAGUCAUAAUCCCCGUCCCCGUGCCGUCUAAUAAUAGCCCGCCGGGAGCGCUGCCGCCGCCCGGGCUCGUGCCCACCGCGCCUGGCGCCACCGUGAUGUCGAGUACCAGCGUCCCGGGUUCUGCUGCGUCGUCGUCAUCCCAAGAAGCCAGUACCGGCGCGUCCAACGGCGGUGGUGGGAGCACAUCAACAAGAGUAGUAGGCAGUAGCCAUGUUGCCGCGGCCAUUGCCGGUGCGGCGAUCACGGGCUUGAUGUUUGCUCUGCUGGCUGUUUUCCUGGUGUCUAAGAGGAGGAAGAAGAAAACUGGUGGGCUAGUUUAUCACAACGAUGGCAGCAACUAUAACAUGGCGUCAGGUCAGUUCAUGGGCUCGAACAACCCGUCGUACACGCAGCCGGCGGCGGGCGAGUCGGCGGACAUGGGCGGGGGAGGAGGGUACUACCACUACCAGAACCAGUCAGGCAGCAUGGAUGCGGCGGCGGCGCCGGGGUCCAUGGCGUCGUUCAGCUACGAGGAGCUGACGAGCAUCACCAGCAACUUCUCCCGCGACAACGUGAUCGGCGAGGGCGGGUUCGGGUGCGUGUACAAGGGGUGGCUGGGCGACGGCAAGUGCGUGGCCGUGAAGCAGCUGAAGGCCGGCAGCGGGCAGGGCGAGCGCGAGUUCCAGGCGGAGGUGGAGAUCAUCAGCCGCGUGCACCACCGCCACCUCGUCUCCCUCGUCGGCUACUGCGUGGCGCAGCACCACCGCAUGCUCAUCUACGAGUUCGUGCCCAACGGCACCCUGGAGCACCAUCUCCACGGUCGUGGCAUGCCGGUGAUGGACUGGCCGACGAGGCUCAAGAUCGCCAUCGGCGCCGCGAAGGGACUGGCGUACCUGCAUGAAGACUGUCACCCGAGGAUCAUCCACAGGGAUAUAAAGUCCGCCAACAUCCUGCUUGACUAUUCGUUCCAAGCACAGGUUGCAGAUUUCGGCCUGGCCAAGCUCACCAACGACACGAACACGCAUGUCUCCACUCGCAUCAUGGGGACGUUUGGGUACCUUGCGCCCGAGUACGCGUCGAGCGGGAAGCUGACGGACCGGUCCGACGUGUUCUCCUUCGGCGUCGUGCUGCUGGAGCUCAUCACGGGACGGAAGCCGGUGGACCAAGCGCGCCAAGGGGAGGAGAGCCUCGUCGAGUGGGUGCGUACGUCGACGAUCGACGCUAGCGCACGCGGCCUGUCGUCGGUUUCACUGACGUACGCUAGCCCUGUCGCGCUGCCAGGCGCGGCCCGUCCUCGUGGACGCCAUCGAGACGGGCGACCUCGGCGCGGUGGUCGACCCCCGGCUGGUGGACGGCGGCGCCGCCUACGACAGGGGCCAGAUGAUGGUGAUGGUGGAGGCCGCGUCCGCCUGCGUCCGCCACUCGGCUCCCAAGCGCCCGCGGAUGGUGCAGGUGAUGAGGGCACUGGACGACGAAGGAGGCAUGUCCGACCUAAGCAAUGGGGUGAAGGUGGGGCAGAGCCGGAAUUUCGACUCCGGCCACCAGCAAGCGGCCGCCAUCCAGCAGCUCCGUGCCACCGCCUUCGCCUCCGAGGAGUACACCGGGGAGUUCGAGCAGUCGUCCGGCAUGGAUUACCUUAAAUCAGGAGUACCUUAAAUCAGGAGUGAAACCAUGGUGAUUAGUUCUGCAUGCUUUGGCUACCCAAGCUGGUGAGAUAUAGACGAUUAUUGAAAGCAGUUGGGCAUGCUUUGGCUACACAAGCUGGUGACACAGACGAUUACACAUGGUGAUUAUAACCGCGGCAGUUCUGCAUGUUUUGGCUACACAAGCUGGAGACAGACGUUUACUUUGAAAGGAAAAAAACAGCUUUAACAUUUUAUCGCAUGCGAUGCAAAGAGAGAAUAUUUUUAUAUUUUUUUCUUUUGCCAAGAUAAGAUAGCAACAUUUGAUAUUUUUUCGUUUCAUUUAAAGGAUAAAAUUGUGGAUUCUGCAAUUUUUCUGUACAUGCCAUUUUGAUCAGCUUGGCUAACGUCUGAAACAAAAACUCACCAAAGCAACUCGAAUAACCAGUAGCAAAGCUCCAGGCCCCAACGUGAGGCCUGUAAACAGCUGCAAUGGCCUGAAUAUGGAUCACUUACACAGGAUUUGAAAAUUCACUGUGACAUGUAUCCCCGAAGCCCCAUUUCCAGCUUCAUGGUACAUCUAGUCAUCUAUAAAGAGAAGGAAAAAUGGAUGGGAUGCUGACUGGUGUUAUAGGAGAUUGACAAGAUUGUAAGGCAAAUUCAAAAGAUGGGUAAAAUGUGCUUUUACUAGACCUCUCGUAAACUGCUGCGGUACAGAUAAACUGUACAAUUCAUGAUUACACAUAUCACAGGGCAUGAACCUGCUGCGGACAUAAAACAGCAUGGCAAUUCCUUUUUACACAUAAGCUCAUAUAUUUUGUUCUUCGCAAGUUUGAGCAAAAUAAUACAGCUAUGAACAUAUCGAAUGUGGUGCUGAAAACAUUAGUCAUGUGGAUCUGGAUUGGCAAGCACUGAUCACCAGAAAGGGUUCAAUCUGAUACCGUUCAGGAUGAAUGGAACUAGUGCAAAUAUGCC
Molecule: messenger RNA, 3622 nt
Organism: Zea mays
Lineage: Eukaryota; Viridiplantae; Streptophyta; Magnoliopsida; Poales; Poaceae
Product: proline-rich receptor-like protein kinase PERK12
Exons: 7
Coding region: 401-2665 (754 amino acids)
Biological process (GO): protein phosphorylation
Molecular function (GO): protein kinase activity; ATP binding
Source: RefSeq, a predicted model, not a curated record